ACCUCAAAUAUUCUGAUGUGUUGUGAUCUCUUUUAAUCGAAUAAGAACAUUUUAAUAUUUUCACAUCUUCCACAUCUUGGGGCUGCUUGCCUCAGAGAGACUGCACGAGUAACUGAGGGGAUCUGUCUGUCUGUCACUUAUCAUCGUCGUCGUCAGAUGAUAGUUUCCUCUGCUGGAGAGAGUUCUAUCAAAUAUUUCUACCAAUUUGGACUGAUUUUUUAAUAUAAGGGGUUUGAUAUGAUUUUAUCUGACACUGAUUACUUAAGUAUCAUGUUUGCCAAAUCAUGUCGCUUGAAACAACAUUAAAAGAAUUCCACUGCCACUGAUUGGGCAGGUCUAAGGUUAAGGUGUUUACUGAACAGAACACAGGGGCCCUUUCUCAUGGCAUUACCUAUGCUUUUCUCGGUAGUUGCUUCUCUGUUCCAUUUGUAAAAUGUGUGAAUCUGGUGAACCCAAUUCUACUGCCACUGUUGGCUCAAGUGAAAUGGAUUCAGCGGGAGAUCAUGAUGAUCGGGUGCUGCAGCUGCAACAAAGAAUCCUUGAAUUGGAGACUGAGAAAAAGGACUUUGGGUCUCAACGUGCUAAGAUGAAGAGCCUUAUGCUUCAAACUGAAGCUGAAAAAGUUCGGUUGCAAUCGGAAAUGGAUGAGUUGAGGCGCAAACUAGCAGUCAUGGAUUUAAAUUCCAAAAGUGAUCUUGAAGAAGAAAAGCGUAAAUGUUUCGAACAAAUUGCAAGUUUAGAACAUCUACUACAUGAAACUGUAGAUGAGUCCACCAGCUCCCAAAGUCGCAUGGAGCAUGAAUUGAAGCAUCUUCAAGCUGUUAAUGAACGUCUUGAAGCAGAACUGGCAGAAUGUCGAAAACCUGUGGUCAAUUCAAUUGAUGAUCGUCACAAUGAACGAGACAAAUCUGAUCCUCCCCCUAUACAAAUAAUCACACAGGCUACCAAAACAUUUGCUAGAAAAGUAUUGAGUGAAUUAGGUGCAGAUUCUUCUUCUGGCAAAGAUAGUCUUGAAGACAGUAUGAGAAAGGUAAACAAAUAUGCUCAGGAAGAUGCUGAAGUACUUCGUUCUUUAGUAAUUCCACUAGAAGAGGAGAUAGAAGCCUUGAAAGAAAAACUACGUGAGGCACAUGAAGAGCUUCAAAAAUAUUCGCAGGGUCUUCACCAAGAGGGUGUCUCCAGCAGGAAAGCUACCGAUGCCAAUGAAUCUGUAUCCAUUCCGAGUAAUGUUCAACAAGAAUCACUUUUAAUGAUAUCACCCCCAGCUAGUGAGGAAACACGCAGUUUUGGAAAACAAAUCACUUCUAUUGAGUCAUCUGGUAAAGAUCUGGAAGUAUUCUUAAGUGGUGGCUCAGCAACAGCUCCAAUAUCAUUGACCUCUUGUAACAUGUGUCAAAAUUAUGAAGCUGGUCUUCAAAAGGCGCAACAAAAAGCUAAAGAAUUAGAGAAGUCUUCGGAGCUAGCAGAGAGAAACUUGCAACGAGCUAAAGAUGACUUGGCAAGGGAGCACGAUUUUCGGCAGGAAAUGGAAGUGAAGUGGAAUGAAAAAAAGGAACAGCACAAAGUUCAGGUGGUAGAACUGCAGAAGAAGAUUGCUUCUGCAGAAAGUAACCUUCAUGAUUUGCAACAAGAAUACAUGAGAACAUACCAGACUGUCACCCAACAGAUAUCUCGAUUAGAACCAGAGCGUCUUGCCAUUAAGAAAGAAAUUGAUAGGCUUCAGGCUGAAAAUGAGAAGCUAGUAGGUAAACAUACAGAACACAGUCAGAGCCUUCAAAACCAGGUUAUCAAUCUUCCUGAUAGUGUGGAGGCCUUGCAAGAGUUAUUACUUCAAAGACACGAAGAGCUUAUUUCUGCUAAAGUCUGUGCUGAAACUCAACAGAGUGAAGCUGAUUUGCUACGGGAAGAGUUACAACUGUUGCAAAAUGAUUCUGUUCGUUUGGAACAGGAGAAGCAGCAUCUUCAGAAAAUAGUCCAGAAAAGUGAAGUUGAUAAACAGCGUAUUCACAACCUACAGAUUGCGGAACGCAAGGCAUUAGAACAAGUGGAAGAUUUAAAAUUGAAAUUGGAGAAAGCUCUUCAGAACAAUGAACACUUAGAAGAGACUGCUAAAAAGCAACAAAAUCGAAUUACCUCAUUGCAGCAUGAUCUAGACAUGAGCGAACAGGUCCAAAAAGAUUUUGUUCGACUUUCACAAUCUCUCCAAGUUCAAUUAGAAGGUUUCCGACAGCCUAACACUCAAGUCCGAUGGCAACAUGAAGAGGAUGUUGAAGAAUGUCCUUCAUGUCAUAAUGCUUUGGGAUCAGCUUCACGAAAGCAACAUUGUCGUCAUUGUGGGCGCAUAUUUUGUUACAAUUGUUUAUCUCAUAAGGUCCCAAGUGGUCCUCAACAGCGCCUAAGUAGAGUGUGUGAUGUCUGCCACACUCUCCUUGUACCAAGCACUGCUCCUUACUUCAGCAAUGAACCUCCUUCUAUUCCAGACUGAAGCAUUAGGUGUUUUCAAGUAGAUUUUAAUAAUGAGUAGAAAUUUAUCAGAGUCAAUGCUGUGAAAGUUCAGAACCUUUAAGGACCUAUGUCUCCUACUCACUCACUGUCUGAUUGUGUUACUGACUGUUGAUUCUAUUUAUGGCGCCUUAUUUAAAUAUUUGACUGACUGCUUGUUGCUUAGUAAUUGGGAAACAAGAUAUUGUAUUGUCUGUAAUGCUAUAUUAUGAUUAAUCUGGUGGCAUUCUAUAUUGUAGCGUGUUUCUACAAAUGGAUAAGUAAGUCAUGCAUCAUCACUCAUGCAGUAUCAUUGUGAUAAUUUUUGUUGUUAAACCAACCAAAUGAUCUAAUACAGUUAGAGCUAUUGUGUCAGAAUGAUUAUAACCUUUACAGGUUGAUCUCAACCUUCUCAUCAAAGAGUUGUGUUCUUUUCAAAAUAAAAAAAGGAUCAUUGUUUUAAUUUAAAAUGUAUUUCAAUGCAAUCUUUCUUUGGGUUUAACUGUUCCAAGGUACUUUAAACUACUGUCAAUUUUCCAGAUUAAAAUAUGUUCUUAUUAA
This is a messenger RNA of Thrips palmi, 3042 nucleotides long. It is a transcript of the gene Rbpn-5, whose product is annotated as rab GTPase-binding effector protein 1. Bases 434 to 2485 code for a protein of 683 amino acids. NCBI's taxonomy places the organism in Eukaryota, Metazoa, Arthropoda, Insecta, Thysanoptera, Thripidae. Gene Ontology annotation, biological process: endocytosis. The transcript has 14 exons. Gene Ontology annotation, molecular function: growth factor activity; metal ion binding; GTPase activator activity. The record is from RefSeq and is a predicted model, not a curated record. Gene Ontology annotation, cellular component: intracellular membrane-bounded organelle.